UCCAGUCGGAGUAAUCGUCGCGUAUUAAGUUGCUGCUCACUGUCCCAGCAGAGGAAGCUAGAGUGCUGAGCGUCCGACCACCAAUUUGCACCUCACUAGAUCCACUGGAUCAGAAAAGUUUGUGAAUAGGGGUUCCCGAGUUUUGGGAUACCCAGGCUUGCAGCGUAGGGAGACGGAGGAGGCUGGAGGGAGCCCCCCCAUGGAGCCCACUCAGCUUGCAGAGAACCUUAUCCCAAACCAGCAGUCCCCUGCUCCUGAACUUGAGGAUCCUGAGAACCCCAGAGAUGAAUCCCCAGACAGCUCAGACACUGUGGUCCUCAGUCUGUUCCCCUGCACCCCAGAGGCCGUGAAUCCUGAAGCAGGUGCCAGUGCAUCCUCAUUACAUGGCAGCUGCUUGAAGCACUCAACAGCCCUCACAAACCGGCAGCGUGGGAAUGAGGUCUCGGCGCUGCCAGCUACCCUGGAUUCCCUGUCCAUCCACCAGCUUGCAGCCCAAGGGGAGCUGAGCCAACUGAAGGACCAUCUGCGGAAGGGUGACAAUCUGAUCAACAAACCAGAUGAACGUGGCUUCACUCCCCUCAUCUGGGCUUCAGCCUUUGGAGAAAUUGAGACAGUUCGCUUCCUGCUAGACUGGGGUGCUGACCCUCACAUCCUCGCCAAGGAGAGGGAGAGCGCCCUGUCACUCGCCAGCAUGGGCGGUUACACCGACAUUGUGAGGUUGUUGCUAGAGCGUGACGUGGACAUCAACAUCUAUGACUGGAACGGGGGGACACCACUACUUUAUGCUGUGCGUGGGAACCAUGUGAAGUGUGUGGAGGCCUUACUGGCCCGGGGCGCUGACCUCACCACAGAGGCCGACUCUGGCUACACCCCAAUGGACCUCGCAGUGGCCCUGGGAUACCGCAAAGGUGGGCUUGAGAUCCUGGGGUGGACUGAGGGACUGUGUGUGGGCGGUCAUAGAGGGGGACACAGGAUGCUCCCUGAAGGUGCUAGAUGAUGCCCUUUAGCACCCAGUCACCCCAUCCUGGCUCUUGGCACUUGGGCUGUGGUAGGGACACCAGUACAGGACAGGGAUGGAAGCCACUCUGGAGUGGACAGACAACUCAGAGAUACUAAUAGCCCAGCUUAGCUCCAGGGUAGUCUGCCCUGCCACAGGCACACCGCGCCACAUGGUGCUGGGGUGGAGCACUUCACUGAGGCCGCUCCAAACUUCUAUUUCUGCUGCUACAACAGAACACAAGAUAGAAGUUUUUGCUGGGCAGUGGUGGUGCACGCCUGUAAUUCCAGCA
This is a messenger RNA of Onychomys torridus (southern grasshopper mouse), 1289 nucleotides long. RefSeq names its product regulatory factor X associated ankyrin containing protein (gene Rfxank). Gene Ontology annotation, molecular function: protein binding. The transcript has 8 exons. Gene Ontology annotation, biological process: regulation of transcription by RNA polymerase II. The coding region runs from base 200 to 997 and encodes 265 amino acids. The record is from RefSeq and is a predicted model, not a curated record. Gene Ontology annotation, cellular component: nucleus. NCBI's taxonomy places the organism in Eukaryota, Metazoa, Chordata, Mammalia, Rodentia, Cricetidae.